AUGGCCGGCCGGCCCACCACUCCCAACCCCGUGCAGACCCUGCAGGAGGAGGCGGUGUGCGCCAUCUGCCUCGAUUACUUCACGGACCCCGUGUCCAUCGGCUGCGGGCACAACUUCUGCCGCGUGUGUGUGACCCAGCUGUGGGGCAAGGAAGACGAGGACAGGGAGGAAGAGGAAGGUGGAUGGGAGGAGGAGGACGACGGGCAGGCCGAGGGGGCCAUCGGUGGGUGGGACAACUCCAUUCGAGAGGUUUUGUACCAGGAGAGUGCUGACGGGCUGUCCCGGGACCCGGAGGGCGAGCCCUGGGUCGGAGAGAGUGGCAUGAGGACCUGGGGCAGCGCGGACUACGCGUGGGACCUAGAGGAGGAGGAAGAUGGGGACUAUUACCUGGGAGGCCUGGGAAUUGACAUCUACGAAGAAGAGGAGGUACUGGGAGGAUACGAUGAGGAAGAACUGUAUCCUGACACCCGCGAGCCUCCUCCCCGGCCCCCUCCGGCCCCUCCGCGGCAGUUCACCUGCCCCCAAUGCCGAAAGAGCUUCACAAGUCGCAGCUUUCGCCCCAACUUGCAGCUGGCCAACAUGGUCCAGGUGAUUCGCCAUAUGUGCCCCACUCCGUAUUCAGGGAGCCUGGGGGACGACAAGGGUAUCUGCUCCAAACACCAAAAAGCCCUGAAGCUCUUCUGUGAGGUGGACAACGAGGCCAUCUGUGUGGUGUGCCGAGAAUCCAGGAGCCACAAGCAGCACAGCGUGGUGCCAUUGGAGGAGGUGGCGCAGGAGUACACGAUAGUAUAG
Pipistrellus nathusii (Nathusius's pipistrelle) is the source of this 792-nucleotide messenger RNA. The record is from the annotation of a GenBank genome assembly. Lineage: Eukaryota; Metazoa; Chordata; Mammalia; Chiroptera; Vespertilionidae.